GGGUGAUUGUGCAGUGAAGCGUCAUUCCAAUUUUUUUUUUUUUACGUAAAAUUCUUAAGGGAAGUCAAAGGUACAGGCACACGUGUUCUGAUUGAAUUCUAGUAUUUUUCACGUAUAAAAUGAAGAGAAAAAGACGAUCUGUUGUUAAAGAAACAACUAUUGAUGAUAUGGAUGACGAAAGCUUGGACGAUUUAAAUUAUUCAACCGAUGAGUACACAAAAGAGGAAGACCGGGCUAUAGAAAAUGUGCGAAGGAAAAGAGUAUCUGAAAUUGUUGAUAGCGAAGAUGAAGUUUACGGGUUCCAAAAUGAACAUUCUGAAACUGAAGAUGCCAUUGAAGAAGAGGAAGAGGACGAAAACAAUGAGUCCUCCAUGGGGUCUGACAUCGAGGGAUUAGAAAAGGAUGACUACUUGCCGGAUGAAAGAGCAUGGGGACAGAAAAAGCGAUCUUAUUUCUCUACAGAUUAUGUAGACCCAGAUUAUGCCACAUUAAGCCAGAAAGACAUAGCCAUUGCCGAGAUGGAGGAAGCAGAAGCAAGGAAUAUUCAAAAAAGGCUAGCGGAACAGUUAGAUGAGGCAGAUUUUGGGUUUGACUUAAUUCAGACUAAAAGUAAUGAAACGGAAACUAAAGAAGGAGGUGAACAAAUCGUAAAAACAGAUUUAAGUAAAUUAAGUAAGAGACAAAAACAAGAAUUGAUGUACAAUGAAAGCCCAGAAUUUUUAACCCUUGUUCAAGAUUUUAAGGCUCGUUUAACAGAAGCCAAUAACAUCUUAGGUCCAUUUUUGAAGUUGAUGAAAGAUGAAAAAUAUCCGCAUUGUCAAGCAGUCACUUUCAUACGAACAAAAUAUGAACUUGUACUCAAUUAUUGCGUUAACGUUGCAUUUUACUUAAUGCUUAAAGCAAAAAGAAUUUCAAGUGCUUCUCAUCCUGUUAUUAAGCGGCUGGCACAAUAUCAUCAACUAAUUAAUCAACUGGAAUCUGGUCAAGGAGAUUUGUUGAGUCGUGUUGAGGAGAUAUUACAUGCCAAAUGCGAAGGUUUUAAAUUAUUCAAUGUCGCAGAUAAUUGUGAUGUAUUAAGAAAGAAAUCAAAAAGGGUUUCUAAUUCUCUGGAUGGCAAACCAGAAGAUGUUAGAGUGGAAAGUAAAAAUAUUAGGAAAAGGAAAUCUGAAUCUGUAUUAAAUGAAGAAAUUACUAUAAAGCAAAAAAUACUUGAACAAAAUGAUUCAAAUGACGGAAAUAGUGAUGUAGAUGAUGAAAAUAUGGAGCAAUGUAUGACUGUUGAUACAAUUGAGGAAAAGAGAGCCAUCACAUAUCAAAUUGCAAAAAAUAAAGGAUUAACACCAUACCGAAAUAAAGAAAAGCGCAAUCCAAGAGUGAAGCAUAGAAACAAAUAUCGUAAGGCAAAGAUUCGUAGGAAGGGAGCGGUUAGAGAAAUAAGAACAGGAAUUAAUCGUUACGCAGGAGAAAUAUCUGGCAUUAAAGCAAGUGUCAAAAAGAGCAUUAAAUUGAAAUGAUUUUUUUUCUUAAUAAUUAAACUGACCUACUCUAUGCUCUAUCCUGCUGUACCCUGCCCUAUUGCAUAAUUGUAUAUAUAAAUAUAUGCAUAAUUUUGCAGUUGUGUAAUCAAUAAAAAUAUUGAAUUGAAA
Orussus abietinus is the source of this 1646-nucleotide messenger RNA. It is a transcript of the gene Sas10, whose product is annotated as something about silencing protein 10. Gene Ontology annotation, cellular component: small-subunit processome; nucleolus. Gene Ontology annotation, biological process: maturation of SSU-rRNA from tricistronic rRNA transcript (SSU-rRNA, 5.8S rRNA, LSU-rRNA). The coding region runs from base 120 to 1514 and encodes 464 amino acids. The record is from RefSeq and is a predicted model, not a curated record. The transcript has 4 exons. Lineage: Eukaryota; Metazoa; Arthropoda; Insecta; Hymenoptera; Orussidae.